CAUACGACAAAUCCACGAGUUAAAGCAAAAAUGUCCGCCAAGAGAAAUUCUUGGUCCGAGACUGCUCCAUUGCUUGGUCAGCAGCAUCGUUUCCAAUCGCUUCCUACUCGCCUCCCUUCCUCCGUCGUCGGAAUGGCUUCUGUAACCGACCCCGUCAUUCCCUUUCGACCGGUCUUCCUCGGCGUCGACGUUGGCACCGGCAGCGCUCGCGCAGGAAUUUUUGAUGAGACUGGGAAGCUUUUGGGUUCUUCUAGCAGCCCAAUACAAAUUUGGAAAGAUGGAAAUUGUAUCGAGCAAUCCUCGACAGAUAUCUGGCAUGCAGUCUGUGCUGCAGUGAAAUCAGCAUGCUCCAAGGCGAACGUCGCGGGGGAGGAAGUGAAGGGUCUUGGAUUUGCUGCCACCUGCUCUCUUGUUGCAGUUGAUGCUGAUGGUUCACCAGUUACAGUAUCUUGGAGUGGUGAUUCAAGAAGAAAUGUAAUAGUGUGGAUGGAUCAUAGAGCUGUAGAGCAGGCUGAAAGGAUCAAUUCUUUCAAUUCACCAGUACUACAAUACUGUGGUGGAUCACUUUCCCCUGAGAUGCAGCCUCCGAAGCUUCUUUGGGUGAAAGAAAAUUUACCAGAUACAUGGUCGAUGGUGUUCAGGUGGAUGGACUUGAGUGAUUGGUUGUCAUAUAGGGCCACAGGUGAUGAUACACGCAGUCUUUGCACCACUGUGUGCAAAUGGACCUAUCUUGGCCAUGCACACAUGUCACAGUACAAUGAAAAGGAUUCCCGAAAUAUGGAGGCUUGUGGAUGGGAUGAUGAUUUCUGGGAGGAAAUUGGAUUAAGGGAUCUUAUUGAUGGUCACCAUGCAAAAAUAGGAAGAAGUGUAGCAUUCCCCGGCCACCCCUUGGGUUCUGGUCUGACUCCAGUAGCUGCAAAGGAACUGGGUUUGGUUGCUGGGAUCCCUGUUGGUAUUUCACUGAUUGAUGCUCAUGCAGGUGGAGUUGGGGUGUUGGAAAGUAUACCUGUGCAAGAUUCUGAACCUAAAGAGUUCGAUAAGGAGAUGAUAUUGCAUCGUAUGGCACUGGUUUGUGGAACAUCUACCUGCCAUAUGGCUGUCUCAAGGGAUAAGCUCUUUAUUCCCGGUGUAUGGGGACCGUUUUGGUCAGCAAUGGUACCUGAGUAUUGGCUCACUGAAGGUGGUCAGAGUGCUACCGGUGCUCUACUUGAUCACAUAAUUCAAAAUCAUGUUGCCUCUCCUAGUCUUGCAAAUCGUGCUGCUUCGAAAAAUGUCUCUGUGUUUGAUAUUUUGAACAAGUUGUUGGAGAAUUUGGUGGUUGAUCUGAAGAGGCCAUUUCUUGCUGCUUUGACUGAAGAUAUACAUAUACUUCCUGAUUUUCAUGGAAAUAGGUCUCCUAUUUCGGAUCCAAAAGCAAAAGGAGUGAUCUAUGGCUUAACACUCGACACAAGUGAGCAACAGCUUUCGAUUUUGUACCUUGCCACCGUACAGGCUAUUGCAUAUGGUACACGCCAUAUUGUGGAGCACUGCAAUUCCCAUGGUCAUAAGAUUAACACUUUACUUGCAUGUGGAGGCCUUGCAAAGAAUUUAUUGUUCAUUCAAGAGCACGCCGAUAUUAUUGGUUGUCCUAUUAUUUUACCUCGGGAAAGCGAGUCCGUACUCUUAGGUGCAGCGAUUCUUGGAGCCGUGGCUGCUAGGAAGUAUUCUACUCUACAAGAAGCCAUGAAAGCCCUGAAUGCUGCUGGUCAAGUGAUUUAUCCGUCUACAGACCCAAAGGUGAAGGUAUACCAUGAUGCUAAAUACCAUAUUUUCCGAGAGCUUUAUGAGCAACAGUUGUCUCAUCGCUCGAUAAUGGCACAAGCUCUAUCUUAGCUGGCUUGCUCGGUACCAAAUCACAAACAUUACCAUCUUGUUAUUUCAUUUGUUUCUUUUCUUUUCUUUUCUUUUCUUUUUUUGGUCAAGCUCUGGCUUGCUUUGCUUCAGCAACUUCUAGCUUUACCUUUCUAAGAUGGCUGGAUGGCAUAGAAGUGAAAUAAGGAAACAUUUCCACAGUUAUGAUAUUGAUACUGUUUAUAGAUUACAACUUUGUGUGCAGGACUAAACUGGUUACCUAAUAAGGAUAGUAAUCAAAAUUUAAACAUUUCACUA
Molecule: messenger RNA, 2148 nt
Organism: Benincasa hispida (wax gourd)
Lineage: Eukaryota; Viridiplantae; Streptophyta; Magnoliopsida; Cucurbitales; Cucurbitaceae
Product: FGGY family of carbohydrate kinase
Biological process (GO): pentose metabolic process; carbohydrate phosphorylation
Cellular component (GO): cytoplasm
Molecular function (GO): D-ribulokinase activity
Source: RefSeq, a predicted model, not a curated record